AGAAGAAAAGGAGAGAAAGGGAGAAGGGAAAGAAAGGGAGAUGGAGGAGGAGAAGGAGGAGGAGAGAGGGAGACAGAGAGAGAGAGAGGAGAGGGUGACCAAACGGAGGGAGGAGGGAGGGGGAAACGGCGUAUGCUUGUAUACAACCCUGAUUUCCAUUUUUUUCCCAACUCGUAAUGUAUUUAAUUCAAGUGAAACGUAAUCAUGACGUGUCGUGUCAUUAAUCUCCUCGCCGCCUCUCCCAAAAUUAAAGGAGGAGGCUGCCACAGAAGAGUGUCCCCUGUCAGCCAAGACACUAAAGAAUGGCAUAACAUCACACACACUUCUGAGGAUGGAUUCUCCGCCAGAGUGUGUGUUGUCUCUUUCUUGUGAGCAGCCCCAGUCUCCCCCGACACUGCCGUCCCUGGACCACAGCCCCCAGGCCUCUUCUCCUCACACCCAGCUCUCUCUACCUGACAGCCCAGUCGUGCUGCCCAUUCAAAGCCCCGAACCUUCCCCCCAGAGCCCGGACACCACGCCUUAUUUCCCCCUCUCUCCCUUCCCCCUCCACGAGGACAACAACAACAAUCACCACGAUAUUGAUGAAGAAGAUGACGAGGAAGGGUUGGAUGGAGUACCUCCAUCCCCGACCCCUGCGGUGGCUCUGUUCCCAGGAGGAGGGGGACAAGAGGCUGGGUGCAGCCCUUGCUUGGACUCCUCUCCUCCAGCCACACCAUCCGCUCCGGCCCUUGGGUUUGGAGCCCUGGAGCUGGCCCUCUCAUCUGGGCCGAGUGGAAACUGCAACGACGAGCUAGACCUCCAGCUGUUUCAGAAAGAUACUGUCACCAGGGCGAUACCUGGAGUGGGAGCGGCUUCACCGGGGCCGGCGCUCAGGUUUCCCUGUCAUGUAUGUGGGAAGAGAUUCCGAUUCCAAAGCAUUUUGUCUCUUCACGCCCGAGCUCACAGUCUGGACCGAGACCGCCGAGCUUCAGCCCUGUACCGUACUGGACUCCCCUCAGCACCUCUAAAGCAGCACCUCAAAAUCCAACAGAACCACAAAGACUUAAUCCCGAAUCACAGAAGUCACCCAAACCAGCGUAUACUGCCAGGGACUCUCAUCCAGCAUCUCACAGAAGAAGAGGAUGAUGAGGUCAAAGGUCUAGAUGACGGCCUACACACAGACCAGAACCCAAACUUUUUGCUGGAUGACAGCACACCUCUGACCCCUCCACUUACAGAGGACCCUGUUUCUGUGACCCCUCCCUAUUCCUCUACCAUUGGGGAGGGUGCGUCUACUCCUUCAGCACCCACGUUCCGCUGCCACGCCUGCAAAGGAAAAUUCCGCACGGCUUCGGAGUUGGCACGCCACGUCCGCAUUCUCCACAACCCGUAUAAAUGCACUCUUUGUCCUUUCUCUGCCAGCCAAGAGGAGAGCCUGGCAUCUCACUUGCAGGAGUGCCACCCUUCCCCUGAGGUACCUGCUCUGCCGCCGGCCUUCAAUUCCAGGGCGGUCAUUGCAACCCCAGAUACUCCUGUGCCCACCCCGACCCAUACCCCAGCCCCGACCCCAAGUACCCCGCAGGUGACAGUGGUAGCUACAGCGGCUGCGUCCCCUACACUGCCAGCAUUUCGCUGUGAUACUUGUGGACAGCGGUUUACCCAGUCUUGGUUCCUGAAGGGACACAUGCGAAAGCACAAGGACUCCUUGGACCAUAAGUGCCAAGUAUGCGGCCGUGGCUUCAAAGAGCCUUGGUUCCUCAAAAACCACAUGAAAGUACAUCUCAACAAGCUUGGGCUGAAGGCCGGGCUGGGAACCCUUGGGGGACCGGGAGGUGCGGAGCAGCAAGCCAAAGGCUCUGCUAGUAAUCAGUCUCUCAACGCCCUCUAUUCAAGCCUCCUUCUGGCCCAGCAAAGAGGUGGGAGAGGUGGACAAGGAAGAUCAGAGAGGGAAACUGGAAGCAGAAUGGGGAUGGGCUCGAGCAAGUCAGCCAUCCUGGGAUACCUUGGGCUGCCCAGUGAUGGGAGUGGGGCCAGCUGCAUGGAGAGACUUCAAGCAGUGGCUCAGGUGGCAGAGAUGGGCAAUGGUGGUGGUGGUGGCUCAGGAGAAGGAGGCCCAGGAAGAGGAGGGGGAGCAACUAGAGGAGGCGGCACAGGUGAAACUACCGCAUCAAUCUCAGAAGGAGGUGACCAGGCAACUUGGUGGCAGCUGGUGGCUCGCAGCCUGGCUGUAGCUCAGCAGCAGCAGCAGCAGAGGCCCCAGCAGCGAGGCCAGCAGCACAGCCAGCGAGGCCCCGGUCGGAGCUCUGUGAUCACAGAGGCCGAGCAAGUCAGAGCCUACCUCGGAGGCCUGGAUCCAAGAGAGGAGUCUGGCGGUGCUGGAGGGCCCUGGGAAUGCCCAGACUGUGGAAAGCUAUUCCGCAGUCUGCAGCAGGUGGUGGUUCAUGCUCGCGUUCACACUCAGAGGCCCCAGAAAGGAGGCGGCGGCGGUGAAGAGGAGGGGAGUCGUAGAGCAGCAGGGCUUGGAAGAGGAGGCACUGGUGAAGUGAGACAGGAAUCUCAGCUACACGGUGGCGGAUCCCAACAAACGGGGGAAGUGAGACAGGAAUCAAAACUGCACAGUGGUGGAUCACAACAAGCAGGAGCAGCUACGGGAUUUCACUCUGUCAUCUCAAGCUUCAAAGGAGAAAAUGGCCUGACAGCAGUCUCCUCCAUACCUUCAGUUCCCACCAGGGAGCGAGUGCGUGGCAGAGGGAUAAAAGACUGCCCCUACUGCGGUAAAGCCUUCCGCUCUUCACACCAUCUCAAAGUGCACCUGAGAGUUCACACAGGUGAGAGACCCUACAAAUGUCCCCACUGUGACUAUGCGGGCACCCAGUCAGGCUCGCUGAAGUACCACCUCCAGCGGCACCACAGGGAGCAACGCAACGCUUUGUCAGCCUCCUCCAAUUCCUCCUCCAGUGGUCUCACCUCCACCAUCAACAGUCUGACCUCUGGAACCUCUGGGCUGGCCAAGCAGCGCAGAUCACAGCUCAAUCACUGCCCGGUGAACCGAGGCCCAACCGACGCCCCCACCUCUCGGCCCGGCCAGCAGUCCUGGCUCUUGGGGCUCCCAGACCAGCGGGAGCAUCGGAAGGCCUUGGCAGCUCUAAGGGAUGUCGACUUGGAGACCCAGUACAGGUAUCUGUCUGGGGUGAUGGGGGCCCUUUACCAAGGUGGAAUGGAAGGAGGCUGGAUCAGGGAGUCUCCCCCACCAAAGGCCCCUAAAGUGUCCCGUCGGAAGCCUCUUACUACCAGCCGAAUGGUUCAGCCGUCGAGUGACAAGGACGGACCUGCGUCUUCAACCCAAGAGGGUGGGUUUGAACCCCUGGACUUGUCCCGUCGCCCCUCACCUGGCCUCGGAGGGAUGGAGGAGGAUGGAGGCAUGAGUGUAGGGGAGGGAGGAGGUGUCAGUGGCAGGGAUGGCAUUGGGGAUAGUUCAACAGGAGUCAAACUGAGCCAGUGUUUGUUCUGCCCGUUCCGUACGUCCUCAGCGGAGCUAAUGGCCAUGCACCUCCAGGUCAACCACACCAGUAAAUCCAGGCGCAAAAGAGCCCCCUCUACCGCCUUGGAUGAUGAUGGAGCCCCAAAGGCCACCAAGCACCGCAUGGAUCAGCCUGACCUCGACUCUCUGACAAUAUGGAGGCAUGCGACAGAGGCAGAGUCCCAGGCACCUUUGGGGGAAUGGUCCUCAAUGCAGGCCAAGACCCUGAACGGGCUCUCUGAGGAUACAGAGGACCAUCUGGACGACAUCCUCGACCACCCGGACGUGGCCUCUGUAUCCAAGAAUGUCAGAGACGGUCUGGUGUUCAAGGGGAAGAUGGAGGGGGAUGAGGAAGAGCAAGAGGAGGAGUUGGAAGAGAAUUUGGAGAACAGCAGUCUGGAGGACUCAGAGGACCAGGAUCUGAGGAUGUCUCUUGCUCUUUCACCAGCUCUGAGCUCCAACCACAUGGUGGGAGAGGAGGAAAGAGUCUUAACAGAUUAAUUUGGGAUGACACCGUUUAAAUUGGAGAGUUGGGUUCAAUGUUUUCAACCACAUUUGACACAGGAUUGAAGAAGGGGCAGGUAGCUUUGAGAACGGAGGAUUCUUGACCCCUGAGGGUUUGGAAAAGGACAGAGAGAAACAUCACAGCUGUUAUUUUCCCUCUGACAUUAUUCGUCUACUUCAGUUCCGACAGUGUGGUCAUCCACAAAAUAAACUUCCUGUACAAAAGAGCAUAGAUGCAUCUUUUCGGGAUUUUGUAGGCCACUUUCUAUUUUUUUUUUUUCCAAGCUUCACUCCAACAUGGAUGAAUUUUUAAGGUGAUCUCCUGUUUGAUAAAUGAAAGGAACAUGUUUAAGAUCUAAGGCAUAAUUCCUGCAUCAUUCCACAUUUAUUCCACAUUAAUAAUAUUGGACUGUAUAUCUCAGACUACUAUACUGACCAAGCUAAAGCCAGCUGUGAAGAGAUGCUCUCCUGACUGACCCCUGACCAGUUUGAAACCUCAAACUUCAAGUUCCUCCUCAACCUACACAGACGCGGGGGAAAGUUUAGCCAGAAAGGUUUCAAGCUGUGCACCUCAGCUAAGCUAUGUGGUAUUAAUUUAAGGCAUGAGGUAACUGUUGCAGGCCAUGCGCUUUCCCUCGACUAUAUAUCACUGCCUUGUUUGUCUGAAAAGUGUUUCUACACGAUUGUCCUGAAGAAUAACUGAAAGAAACGUUUGUAACUUUUUUUUUUCUUUUUCAGUUAGUGCCUGUUCAUGUGCGUUGUCAAGAGAGUCUUUGGUAUUCCUGCGCAUCGAGGCUCCGAUAGGUCACUCAUUUUAUCUGAAUAUACAGUUUAAAACAAUUUAAGUACAGUAUAUUUGUUAAAAGUGGUUCUAGGGUGUUGUGAAUAGUUAAGUUGUAAAAGAAAUGCUACAUUGUAGCGCCACGUCCUCGACGUAGAUGGCGGACGUUUGUGGCUAAGCUUGAAAAGAAAACAAAAAAAGUAGGUGAUAUACAUAAUGUGAUGAAAAAAGGUCAAAAGCUGAGUGAUAAAAUGGGGUCAAAAUUCAGUGUUUACAAUGGCGCCGAAUGCGGGUUGGGUUGUCAAGACAACGUAGAUGCGUGGAUAGGAACAAAACUCAGAGCGAGAGUCCGUUCGAGGGCCGUAGCCUCCGAACACAAUCAACUGACGUUAUUUUAAAGAGACAGAGACUUAGCAACUGUGUCAAAAAAGGAACAAUUUCUCCACAGGAGAAAAGAUACAAGGUAGAGACCGAAAAAGAAAGCAGUACCCCUGCCAAACAGGACUUAAUCUGAGAAACAAACUGUACUCUUGAGGGUAUGGUGUCUUUUAGAUGAGUAGAUUCCCUCUCUUCUUCUUCUUUUUUUUUAUAAGAAAAGAAAAGACAAUGGUAGGAAUAAUUAUUAAAACACUAACAAAUGCAUAGACAUCCCAGUAGAAUAUGUGUAGCUUUUGUAAAGACAAGAAAAAAAAAAGCAGACUUUUGUUUAUUUUCAUUUCAAGAUGCUUACAGAAAAAGGUUAUCAAUAUAGGUAAUAUUGAUUAUAAUGUUCGUGAGCUAAGACUAGUUGGAAUGUCUAUACAGAGCACUGUGCAAGGUUUGAGUUCCCAAAGUAGUUGUUUUUAUUUUGACUUUAAUCGAUAGACCAAACGUUUUUUCAAUGGAAGUUGUCACUUUCUGUUGUCGUUUUAAAUGUGUAAAGCUGUGGUUUCCAUAGAUCUACCCCAUCGAUUAGUGGAGAACGGUCGAUCAGUUGUAUCAAAUAUCUAACCGUUGAACUGGUUGUUAAAUUAAGUUCACAUUCAAAGUCAUUUUUUGUGUGUAAACAUCAACACGUCCAACACAGUCUCACUCCAACCUCGUCACAUAUUGACGUUCGGGUCAUGGACUUUCCACUUCCAGAUACCAUGUGCAAGGUACCCUGGGUGCGUUGGUUGUUGAUGUUCUGGGACACCGUGUCAAGUUCUGCCUGUUACAUGCGCUGUCAUCUUUCAAAAUACACUUCCGUUUUCACAGGAAAUAUAUAGUUUAUAUACAGCCUCUCUUUGCCCCGUGAAUUGACAUUUUGUUUAAACUUCAACAACUAAUGCAUGUCUUUAGGUAAAGGCAACAAAAGCUCAUGGUUAGGUCUACAAAAAAAAGAACAGAGUUUGGCUUUAUAAUCUUACGGGAUGCAAACACCGCUCUUGGGGUGAAUGUCAAUACUUGUCGGACCCAUCCACCAACCCUCCCAACCGCCUGACUCGGACUUUAACUUCAGUUCUUGUGCUCCUUCCCGCUUGGCGCUAACCUAUAAUGGCGUCCAACCAUGUAUCAUGCCAACGUUAAAGGACGACUUUUUUCCUGGCACUGGAGGUCACUGCCAAAAGCGGGAUUUCGAUGACUUUGGCAACACAUUCUCAUCCCGACCUUCUCACAUAACCAUGUUUGAUCAUGGAUGUUCCACAUCCACAUAUAACGUGCAAAGAGGGUGCUUCCAUAUUCACAGCAAAUUUACCGUUAACAUACAGUCUCUUUCAGAAAAAAUGCACUAUAUCUGCGAAUUAAGUUUUUUUCCCUUCAACAAAGUAUGUGGUUGGGUUUAGGAAAAAAAGAACAGGGUUCAGCUUUAUAAUCUUAUGAGACGAGAACACUGCUCUCUCGGGUGAAAGUCGGUGUUUGUUUGACCCAUCCACCAACCCUUCAGAACACCCUACUUGGACUUUUUGCCGCCUUAACUUUAGGUCACGUCCUGCUGUGUUUCCCCCUGAUGCUGCUGGCCACCAUUAAACUAUAACGGCAUAACAGCCGUAUCAUGCCGACAUUAAAGGACGGCUUUAUUCGUCUGUGUCUGAUGCUGAAAGUCGGAUUUCGACGACUUCGGAGUGAGACUGGGUUGACAUGUUCACUGCUAUAAAUGAAAACAAUUAUUUGCCAUUAAUUCUUGUGUUUUCAAUAGGAAAAAUAUAAACUAUACACUCUAAAAAAUAUUCAUUCCGUUGGUCAAAAUCAAAACAUCUUUGAUGUAAAAUAAAUAAGUUAGAAUACCUUAAACAUAAAAAUUUGACCACCAAAUACCACCACGACUUUUGAAUAAAUAUUAAGUUGGUUCAACUUAAUUAAGCUUUUCGAUGUUGAAGGUCUAAGGCCAGAGUUGGACGUACUUAAAAAGAUGCAAGCAAAUUGUUACCUUAAUUUCUUUAAGUUGAACCAGCGGAUUCUUCGUCACGUUGUCAAACAACCACUAUUUAUCUUCUCCCACUACUUCUUGAUGGGGUAUUCUAUGAUUGCAACCUCACCUUAAUGUGCAUUAAUGUGUUUAAGUUCCUUUCUUUAGAGCACCUUAUGAGUUUCGUAGUGAAAAGUCCCUUAGUGGUGUCUCCUUAACAACUACUGUCAAUGCCAUCGUGCCUUCUGUUUCAAGCACUUCCUGGUGUAUUUUGUAAAACUCACCAAAAGCACUUAGCCUAUAUCUACACACUCUUUUCUUCUUCCUCACUGUCUUCCCCCCUCCUUUCUCCUCUUUUCUCUUCCUCUUCUCCUUCAUCACCUCAGAACCAUUCCCUUAAUCUUUUUCUCGUGUCUUUACCUCUUGACCCCUCUCUCCUGAGGGAAGCUGUUUUCAUACCAGACUUCUCUCUACUGUUCAGGCCCGUUCGGCCUUAAACAAGGUCACUAGGCCUUAUUACAAUCUAGCAUGGCUAGACUCUUGAAAGAAUGGACUACCUAACCUUUAGACGAGUAAAAUAGAUGUAGGGUUAGUCUACUUUUGGUCUUUAUACUAAUCCUUUGUAAACCAAAGCCCAAGUCUAAUGAAUAUUAUAUUUAAUCUCAUAAAUGUGCCAAAACAUGUCCGAGGUGACACUAAAGCUCAACUUGAGAAAACGAAAUAAUUCACUUCUCUCUUUCAACUUUCUUUAACCCAUCCUCCCCUCUUCUCUCUCUCAUGCUUGCUCUUCCUCCAUGUCGCUCUCUCGUCCGUAAACUGUCGAUCUCUAGCACCACUUGAAGGUGACGUGUACUAUCUGGUAUUGAGGCCUUUAUUAGAUUUUUAUUUCAGUUCGUGUGGUGUUUGUUCAAUGCCGUUGAGAUGGAAAAAUGCUCUUCUUAUAAUGAUAAUUAUUAUUGUUUUGGCAUUAUGGUUAAAAAACAAAACAAAACAAAACAAAACAAAAAAAAAGAGACAUGUGUUGUUGAAUGUUGUACAGAUAGCACUAGAGAUGUUGUGUUUUUUUAAAGAGAGCACAAACCUGAGUGAUGGUCCCUUCUACUCCUCCCACCGGCAGAUGGGAAUAAAACAGCCUGCCAAUCAAUCUAGAUGUCUAAUGACAAAAAUGUCCUCGGUGAUGACAGAUUUUCAAAACAAAUCCUUUUGUCUAAGUAGCGUUCUUCUCUGGAGAUUUGAAUGUAAAAAGGCAGCCUUCGAGUCAAACUCUACUCCCAAAUUUUUCACACAGAAAACAAAUCCUCUCUGAAAGACUGAAGCAGCACUUGAGCCAAUAUUCUUACUCUUCUGAAGGUAUAGUUUGAUUUCAGAGUCACGUUUUUGCCUGUUUACUAUGAAACAUAUGGGUGACUAUAAUGUAUCCAUAAGCAGUCUGUGCAGUAAGUAAGUCAAACAGGAAGUUAAGCCCACUUUGGCUCAUGUAUCCAUGGGAUCAGUAGGAGUGUCUUUGAAAACUGCUGAAAUACACCUUAACAUUAUUCCAAAGAUUUACAGCUGGUCUAUUUCAACCUCUUGUUAAAUUAAAAAAGUGUUAAUAGAGGUGAUAAUUUCACAUAAAGUCGUGAGAUGUUGUCAAACUUCUAUUUUUGUGUGCCACCAGCCACAGUGCAGGAAGAUAGAAUUGUUCCAAAAUCCCCAGUGGUAAAGGCGUAUUUCCCAGUUUUUGAGAGGCACUCCUACUUAUAUGGAAGCAAAAAAGAGACAUGAGUAUUUUGAUUUUAAUUUGAACAACCAAUGAAUACACCAUUGAAUUCAUAGAAUUGAAAUAUUUCUCUUUGAAAACCAGGUACCUGAAUUUAUUUGUUCUGAAUUAUUGAAUUCUGAAUUUACCUCUUAAAAACAUAACAUUUCUUGAUCUGCAAUUUUAAAAGCUGAAUUUGGAUCAUUUUUUCAAUGUAAACAAAAUCAGAUCAAAAACUUCAAGUUUAAGAAUUUCAAUAGAUAAAAUAAAAUGACAUAAAAUAAAAUAAAAAUAGAUUCAGUUUGCUGAAAACUGACAAGUCAAAAAUUCAAAUAGCAAUGUUUAUUUACAAUCACUUGCACAUAAAUAGCAGAAACCGGAUGACUUACUGUCCCAUCGUCCCAUCGUUCUCCCUGGUAGUCAUCUGUGGAUUUGAAUUUUCUAACCAUUUUUUGUGCUCUAAUAGGGCUGAAGUCGGUUCUUUUGCAUUUAAAAUGUUGCUCGUGGAUUUUUUUUUUUUUUUAAUUGAGAAACCCAGAAAUUUUUGAUCUGAAUUUGUGAACAAUGAAAAUAUAUAUAUAUAUAUAUAUUCAAAUUCAGCCUUUUGCAAAUAAAGAAAUUCAACCAGUUUGCAUCCCAACUAAUCAAAUACUGAUGCUUUGUCAGUGUCAAAAUGUAGUUCAUUAUUCGUAGACAACGUCUCAAUUGACGGGUUGAUACAUGCAUUGUGUCUUUUUCAUAAUAAAGUUACAUAGGUAAAACACUUUGGUUUUAGGUUUAUUUCCAGAAGUUUAGGCAACAAAAGUUAAUGGUAAGGGUUUAAAAAAAAAUUAAACAAAUACAGUUGUUACUAAUGUAAUGUAACGUCAGGUGUCAUGUGACAUACAUCAAAAGGUCAGUUUAGACGCAUGGUUUUCAGAGUAAAGUAUAUCAAUGCUGAGUUAAGUGGUGUUUAAAUUUCAAUAUUCAGUAUUCACGUACUUGCUUCCGUACACUUCCACUGAUUGAGCAAACUACCGUCAAAGUUCGCAAGAAGACGUAAUAGUGCAUUGCUGAGUUCGUCUGAGUUUCAUAAAUGGCAAAAAAUCUCCACAAAGCAAACUAUGCCUUUACAUUUGCACUUGAUUUCAGCUGAAUAAAAUGUGGCUCCCUUUUCAAACACCUGAAAAUUUGCACCUUAUCUCCUGAUUGUGAAUCAGAUAAUUUCACCAAAAGCAGAACGAUUUAGUGGCUAUCAUGGGCUGACCCUCCACACACAGUAUCUGUAGGUCUGAUUGUUUUGAAGGCGUCGUUCAUUGUGAAAUGACAAAUCUUUGCGAGCUGAGGGGGCCAUGCUGGGUUUGGGCUCUUGUGUAGUUGACUGCCAUUGCAGUGAGGGAAAACUGAUCUAACAUAGUAGUGACUAAUAUGACUUUGUGGACAGAUAAAAAAAAAAUAAAAAUAAAACACAUUAGAAAUAAAUAAAAACAUGCAAAAUAACCCCGUCUCUGUUUUUCAUGUCUUUUUACACCUGAUGCCAUUUCACUCUUACGUUUGAAAUACUCAAGAUGGUAAACACACCAUAUGAUGACAUCAUAAUCCCGAGACUUCCGACCAAUCAUCAGCUCUGAAU
This is a messenger RNA of Epinephelus moara (kelp grouper), 10502 nucleotides long. It is a transcript of the gene znf219, whose product is annotated as zinc finger protein 219. Gene Ontology annotation, cellular component: nucleus. Gene Ontology annotation, molecular function: DNA-binding transcription factor activity, RNA polymerase II-specific; RNA polymerase II cis-regulatory region sequence-specific DNA binding. The coding region runs from base 332 to 4000 and encodes 1222 amino acids. The transcript is spliced from 5 exons. Gene Ontology annotation, biological process: regulation of DNA-templated transcription. Lineage: Eukaryota; Metazoa; Chordata; Actinopteri; Perciformes; Serranidae. The record is from RefSeq and is a predicted model, not a curated record.